AUGGCGGGAAUGGAGUCUAUCUAUUCUGCCACCUACAGCAGUGUCCCGGUGUACGAGUUCAAAAUCGACGGCGAUAGUGUAAUGCGACGGAGAGGAGAUGACUGGGUCAACGCAACACACAUCUUGAAAGCAGCUGGCUUUGACAAGCCUGCGAGAACCCGAAUUCUCGAACGUGAAGUGCAGAAGGGCUUGCAUGAGAAAGUGCAAGGUGGUUACGGUAAAUACCAGGGAACAUGGAUCCCGCUGCCAGAGGGUCGCAUGCUUGCGGAGCGAAACAACAUCUUUACCAAACUAGCUCCUAUCUUCGAGUAUGUCGCUGGAGAACGCAGUCCUCCACCGGCUCCGAAACACAGCUCAGCAUCUUCGAAGCCUCGAGCCCCUCGAAAAUCUACCAACCGCGCUCCAGCUCCUGCAGAGGUUUUGAAUGUCGUCCAGCCUCAGCGGAGUAUGGGCCCUCCGAGUCUUCCUCAUGAACAAUAUGAGAUGGGCGCUGGAUUCGAUGACACUGAGUCAAUUGAGCAAGCGACUAUUGAAUCAUCCUCCAUGGUUGCAGAUGAAGACAUGGCUCAGAUGUCGCAGCAUACAGGCCGCAAGCGCAAGCGCGGUGUGAAUGAGCCGGCCGUAAUGUCGAUUACGGAGCAGGAGCAUAUCAUUUAUGGUGACCAACUCCUAGACUAUUUCAUGACGGUGGGCGAUGCCUCACAGGCAACACACAUUCAACCUCCAGAACCACCUGCCCACUUCCAAGUUGACCGCGCUAUCGACGACUCGGGUAACACCGCUCUGCACUGGGCUUGCUCGAUGGGUGAUCUGGAGAUCAUUCAGGAUCUCCUUCGCCGAGGGGCCGACAUCAAGGCUCUGUCGGUCCACGAAGAAACCCCGCUUGUGAGAGCUGUUCUGUUCACGAACAACUAUGAGAAGCGAACGUUCCCUGCUGUGUUAGAUUUGCUUCUGGAUACCAUCUCGUUUAGGGACUGGUUCGGUGCGACUUUGUUCCACCACAUUGCGGAGACCACCAGAAGUAAGGGCAAGUGGAAGAGCUCAAGGUAUUACUGUGAGGUUACCCUUGACAAGCUGUGCAAAUCAUGUUCGCAGGACGAGAUCGAUCUACUGUUGUCUUGUCAGGACGACAAUGGUGACACCGCUGCCUUGGUAGCUGCACGCAACGGCGCUUUUCGUCUAGUGAACAUGCUCCUCACCCACUGUCCCCGUGCCGGCGACCUCAUGAACAAGAAGGGAGAGACAGCCAGCAGCAUUAUCCAACGCUUCACCCAACGCUCACAACACGCAGAGCAUGAUAUCCCACCAGCCCCGUCCUCCGUCACUAUGGCCAACGAUCAGGCCGACGCCCUCGGGCGCGAUCUGAUGCCUUCAGACCAUCAAUCUCUUGCUCCACCUGUCGACUCCACCGUCACUUCGGAGCUUCUCUCCAAGAUCGGAACCAUCAUGUCUGAAGCCAAUAAGAAACUUGCGGUGACUUACGGCAAUUCCAAGCUCAACCAGCAAGACUCCAACGACGUGGCGAACCCGGAAGCUCUCUACGAACAAUUGGAGUCAGACCGGCAGAAAAUCCAAAAACAAGUGGCUGCCUUCAACGUCAAGGAGUCCGAGCUCGAGCGCAGCGAGAAUCAGUUCAGCCGCUACGAGAAGGUACGGACCAACUACGAAUCUCUCCUCGAGAAACUACAACAUGCUCGCCUUUCAUCUCAGUUGAAUAACGGUGUCUCCUUCGAGGCUUCGAAACCUGAGCCAUCGUCUCUCAUCCAGGAGGAGCUAAUGGAACGCUUCAACUUGGCACGCGCUCUGGUCACCGCGCAGAACACGCGUCGCGGCGUGGUUAAGGAUCUCGCACAGCAAACUGCCGAUGCUGGUGUGAGUACCAAGUUCGAUGUUCACCGAAAGCUUGUGGCACUGGCAACUGGUCUCAAGGAAGAGGAGCUUGACCCCAUGGCAGCUGAGCUGGCGGAGACAUUGGAGUUUGAUCGCAUGAACGGCAAAGGCCCAUCUCCCGAGCUGGAGAGUAAACAACUGCCGCCUCAGAACGGCGCGGUCACCAUUCCCCCUCGGGUUGGUGCUCCAGUCAUGGAUGCCUAA
Messenger RNA from Penicillium daleae, 2094 nucleotides. Its product is annotated as putative APSES transcription factor. Gene Ontology annotation, molecular function: protein binding; transcription regulator activity; DNA binding. Gene Ontology annotation, cellular component: SBF transcription complex; MBF transcription complex. Bases 1 to 2094 code for a protein of 697 amino acids. The transcript has 3 exons. NCBI's taxonomy places the organism in Eukaryota, Fungi, Ascomycota, Eurotiomycetes, Eurotiales, Aspergillaceae. The record is from RefSeq and is a predicted model, not a curated record.